Closterium sp. NIES-67 is the source of this 4835-nucleotide messenger RNA. The record is from the annotation of a GenBank genome assembly. NCBI's taxonomy places the organism in Eukaryota, Viridiplantae, Streptophyta, Zygnematophyceae, Desmidiales, Closteriaceae.
CACAGCAGCUGCCAGCCAGACAUCAAUGGGCUUUCAUGCCAUGCCUGCUUGAUGGUGUGGCGGUCAUUUCAGCUCCAUUUCACAGCAGCAGCAUUUCAGAUACAGCCGAGUGCUUGCUAGGCAAUGCUGCAUCACUGGUCUCGUCUCAUCACCCGCUCAUCGAGCUUGUCAGGGAAGGAGCAGGCUCAAGCUCCUGUCUUUCGCCCGCUUACUCGAUGACGAGGACAGGCGGAGCUCGUGCUCAGUGUCCGUUUGUGCAAUAACGAGGAUAGGCGAAGCAUUGUAUCAUCGCUGUAGGCCAUGGGGCUGUGGGAUCCCAUUCUAUCACGACCGUCGCCCGAUAUAAGCACGUUGUACGAGUUCUUGGAGGAGAUCGGGCAUGGAGCAUCGUCGGUGGUGCGCGUGUGUCGGCACCUGGCGUCGGGGGAGAAGUUUGCGUGCAAGAGCAUUCUCAAGGACAACCUUCGCUGCGCCGCUGACGUCGCAGACGUCCGACGAGAGAUCGAGGUGUUGGAGCAGCUGGGCCACCACGCGCACAUCGUGCAGCUGCACGCCACCUUCGAGGACAUCUCGGCCGUCCAUCUCGUCAUGCAGCUGUGCCACGGCGGCGAGCUCUUCCACGAGAUCGUGCGCCGCGAGCGCUUCUCCGAGGCGGACGCCGCCGUCGUCUUCCGCCAGCUGGCGGAGGCGGUGGCGUUCUGCCACGCGCGCGGCGUGCUGCAUCGCGACCUGAAGCCCGAGAACAUCCUGCUGCUUCACCACGCGGGGGGGGAGGGGGAAGGGGGGGCGGAGGGCGGGGGAGGUGGGGAUGCGGGGGAGAGGGGCAGUGCGGCGGUGGCGGCGGUGGAGGAUUGGCAGCCGAGGGAGCAGAGGGACGACGAGGGGAACGACGGCAUGCUGUCGCCCCUCGAGCAGCGCUGGCUCGCGUCGUCCGUCACCCCUCCCGACCACUCCCCGCACAUCCCCCACUCCACCACCCCCCAUCCCGGCUCUCUGCUACGCCACUCCUCCCUCCCCUCCCCCUCUUCCUCCGCCUUCCCCACCUCCCCCCUCCACUGCCUCCCCACCAUUGCAGAUCCCGCCACAACCCCUCCAACAUCCCCUCCCCCUUCUGCCACCCCCACCGCCUGCCCACCCUCCCCCUCCCCUCCGCCCCCCCCACUGCACGUGAAGCUGGCGGAUUUCGGACUGGCGCUGCACCUGGGGCCGGGGGAGAGGGCGCAGGGCUUCGCGGGGAGCCCCUUCUACGUGGCGCCGGAGGUGUUGGCGCGGCGGUCCUAUGACACGUCAGCAGACAUGUGGAGUCUGGGCGUGGUGCUGUACUCGUUAUUAGCAGGCGACCUGCCGUUCGUGGGCGACACGGAGAAGAAGGUGUUCCGCGCGAUCACCAAGGGGCGGCUCAACCUGGACGCGCCCCCCUGGCCGUCCGUCUCCGCGCCCGCCAAGGCGCUCAUCCGCCGCCUGCUGGACCCCAGCCCCGCCUCCCGCCUCUCCGCGCCCCUCCUGCUGCAGCACCCCUGGCUCUCGCACACGCCCCUGCCUAAUUCGCCCGUGCUGCCCGUGCCGCAGCCUCAGGCCGCAAGCGAGGGUGAGAGAGCAGCAAUUGGCGUGAGCGCAGGGAGGGACGGGAGGGACGGGAGUGAGGGGCGGGCAGGCGGGGCAGCGAGGCCAGCGAGUGCCAGUGGGCGCGUGGCAGCGCUGCAGGUACCGGACCCACAGCACCCCGCACAGCAGGGCGACCCCCAGUCGCCACGCACGCCCUCCCCCCGCCCCUCCGCCCCACCUGUGUCCGCUGCUCGCUCUGCUGCGGCUGCUGCUGCGUCCGCGCUGAGGAGGGCCGCCAGGCACGCCGUGUCAGGCGGCGCUGCCGGGGGGGUGGGGGAGAGCGAUGGUCAAGGGGAUGGGGGGGGGGAGGUGAGCGGGGGACACAGUGGGGUGAGUGGGACGAGUGGGGCGGCAUGGGCGGCGAGGACAGGCAGCAGUGUGGGCGGCAGUGCGGGCGGCACGCCAAACAGUGCGGUGCGGAGCCUGGCAGCGGCGUUUGGCAGGAGCCCCGGGGCGAAGGCAGAUGGCGGUGCGAGCACAGGGCGAGCGGCAGGGCAGUCGGGGGGCGUGGGCAGCGGCACGAAGCGCAUUGUGAAGGCGCUGUUCCGCUCGCUCUCCUCCCUCGCCUCCGACUACCGCCGCGGCCGCUUCUCCGCCCUGGGGCUGGGGGGAGGUGCGGCAGGCGCGGCGGAGGGGGAAGGUGGGGGGAAGAAGGCGGGCGGUGGAGCUGACUGGAGCAGCGCCAGCGGGAGUGGCGGGGCGAGUGGUGGGAGAGCGAGCAGCAGGGAGCCGGGGUCGGGGUCUCGGGGGUCGGGGGGGAGCAGAGUGAAGGAGUGGGGCGGUGCCGCGGAGGGACGGGCGACAGGGCGGGCCAGCUUUAGCAGCAGCAGCAGCAGCGCGUGGGAGGGUAGCAUCAAGGGGGUUAGCAGCAACGUGGAGAAGACCAUUACCAGCACGAGCAGCAGCAGUAACAGGCCCAGCGCCCAGCCCCCGCGCAAGGGUGUGAGUGGUGUCACAAUCAGCGUUGUCGGUGUCACUAGCAGCGUGGGUGGUGUCACUAGCAGCGUGGGUGGUGUCACAAGCAGCGUGGGUGGUGUCACAAGCAGCGUGGGUGGUGUCACAAGCAGCGUGGGUGGUGUCACAAGCAGCGUGGGUGCUGGUGCAAGCAGCACCACUAAUGGCAGCAGCGCUAGUGAGAGCAGCAUCAGCGGUGGUGGCAACAGCGUCAAAGCUGUUAGUGAAGUGCAGAGCAAAGCCGGCAGCAGCAGUGGUGGCAGUGCUCCCAUACUUACAUCGCCAGCACUUGUCCCUUGUGUACCCUCGCUUGCCUCUGCUGAAUUCCCCCCCUCUCCCUUGCAUACAGCACGGCAUGCCACAACACAUGCUGCAGCAUCUGCCACAGCACAUGGUGCUCCUGUCCCCAUUAGGGCGCUUCCCGCUGCUCCGCCUACCAGCGAUUGCACUGGCGCUGCUGCUGGCAAUGGUGCCGGCCCUGGUGCUCAUUCUGGUGCUGGUGCUGACUCGGACAGUGCUGCUUGCGUGGCAAGUCAAGGAGCAGAAGGUGGAGUUGCAGCAGCAGAAGCAGAGGAAUUACGAGCAGACUGUGUGCAAGCGGAGGCAGCAGCCGUGCAGGGUGCAACAGAGGCAGGAGGCGGGGCGUUGCAGGGGGCUGGUGAGGUGUGUGAGGCGGUGGCAGGCCGCACAGGGGAUGAGGGUGGUGAGGCGGUGGCAGCAAAAGCGAGUGAUGCGGAAGAGGGUGCGCAAGGCAGCAGCGGCAGUAGUGGCAGCGGCAGCAGUGGUGACAUGCAUGGCAGCAUGGCGGGUGCAGGGGAUGGCAGUGGAACAGCAGCCUCUGGCAGCACACCAGCACCCACGCCCACGCCCGCGCCCGCGCCCACGCCCACGCCUGCUGCUGCUGCUCUGGAUGGUGCUACUCAGCAGGGCGAGGGCGAAACGAGGGGGCAGCAGAGCAAGGAGGCACCGAGAGAGGAGGCUGGCAGUGCGAGUGGUGAGGUGCAGAGGCAGAGCGAGGGCAGGGCGGUGGCGGCAGGCAGUGAACCAGAGGGCAGAGGGGAGAGCGUCACAGGGGAGAUGGAGGGGUGCUUGGAUGGGAUCACGGCGCUCGCUUCAGGGCAUUUGAGAGUCAAUGCACCGGCACCAGAUGACACCAGUGCAGCAGGCAAUGCUGCUGCAGACGCCAAUGGGGCUUUCAUACCAGCACCAGCAGCAGGAGCAGCAGCAGGAGCAGCCGCAGGUGCACCAGCAGCACCAGCAGCACCAACCGCAGGAGCAGCAGGAGCACCAGCAGCAGCACCAGCAGCAAAAGCAGGAUUUGGAGCAGAAGGAGCAGGAGCAGGAGCAGCAGUAGUUCCCACAGGGUGGUUGUCUCUGGAGGAUGUAAAGCUUGACCCAAAACUGCUGCUGCUGCCGCACACACGGCUGUCCCCACGCCGCCCCAUGCGGCGCAGCCUCAGCAGCAGCAGCAGCAGCCGCAGCAGGAAUGGCGAGGGAAGCAGCAGCAAGGAUAGUGAGGGCAGCAGCAGGGAGAGCAGAGGCGCGCUGAGGGCCGACCAGGGGCAGGAGAACGGGGAGGGAGACGGAAGAAUGGGAGGGAAGGGGGGAGUGGGGGGCAGCACAGGGCAUGUGGUGCAGGCGUGCUCACCGGCGCCCUUCAAAUGGCGGCCGCUGAAAGGCAGUCUGAGCAGCAGGAUGGGGUCCGGCAGGGGUGCUGCGCAUGUGGCUGACUGAGUCACUCAGCUCAGCAGCUGAGAGGCCACGCCCGCUGGCUGCUGCCUCAUAUGCAGGCAGCACACACGCACAGAGGGCGCAGGGAAGCAGGGGCGCAGGGACGCAGCAGCGUAUUUAAAGCACAUCCAGCAGUGUAGGUAUGCUGGCCGUGAGACCAUGGCGUGUAUUCGGUGGUGGGGCUCUCGUUCUCUCUAGAGCAGGCAGACAUGAGCAUGCCAUUCCACGCGGCAUGCCAUUCCACAGGGCAUGCCAUUCCCCGCGGCAUGCCAUUCCACGGCACGAGCACUUGCGAGUGUUCAUGCGGGCAGGAGAACAGGCACGCCUGCCGACGAGCAGCCGAGCAACAUUCCGUGAUGUAUAGGAAGGUGGCCAGUGGCCACAGCUGUAGGGAGAGCUACCCGCAGCCAAAUCAGCUAUCUAGUAGUUAUUCUUUCUCCAUUGCAAGCCUCUUAUCUGAGGUGGCACAUGAACACUGGAAAGAGGAAGAGGCCAAAAUGAAUUGUUACGGUAUUUUUGUUAAGAUGCAAACGUGAGGUUAACGA